ACUGGUGAUAACGGUGUUUGAGUGUGUCAACGUCAGAGCUUUGUACCGCCAGAUUUUAAAAUAUUAUUAAUAACAUUAUUUAUGAAAAAUAAAAAGAAAUAUAUUAGUUUUAGUAAAACAUUACUGUUUACUAUAUUUUCAAAAUAAUUUUUAUAUUAAAUCACAUGACUUUUAUGUUAACUACUAAUUAUAUUUGUGUCUUGAGAGUCGUAUGUGCGCAGAAGAGUGAAUUGAUAAAACCGAAGGCGUAUAGAUUUUUCGUUAGUCUUCGCCAAAACUACCAACUGAAUAGUUACAUCCAAAGACCCGAAAAGAACAUGUUGCGAAUUCAUGGGUUAUGUGUCAUUAACCGACUAAAAAUACCAUCAAGACAAGAUGUCAGAAGUUUAUCAAAGAUAACGCAAAUAGAACCAGAGAAACCUGAAAUUAAAACAGCCGUUCCCGGACCCAAGACAAAUGCCCUGCUAAAAGAACUAUCCGCUUUACAGCAAGCAGACUCUGUACAGUUAUUUGCUGAUUUUAAUCAAAGCAUCGGUAACUACUUUGUGGACGCUGAUGGAAAUACCUUUUUGGAUGCCUUCACGCAAAUAUCGUCAGUCCCUAUCGGUUAUAACCACCCUGAAUUGUUAAAAGCUUUCGAUGAUAAACACAAUCUGCAAUCACUAAUAAAUCGACCAGCUUUGGGUGCGUUCCCGCCUCAAGAUUGGCCAAAAAAAUUGAAUAGUGUGUUGAUGUCAGUAGCUCCGAAAGGCCUCAAUGGGGUUUCCACAAUGAUGUGCGGUUCUUGCGCAAAUGAAAAUGCUUAUAAGAGUGUCUUCAUAUGGUAUCGUAAGAGAGAACGCGGUGGAAAGGUCGAGUUUACACCGGAGGAAAUAGCAUCAUGCAUGGCCAACCAACCGCCGGGAUCUCCUAAUCUUUCAAUUUUGUCAUUUCAGGGAGGUUUCCAUGGUCGUACCUUUGGAGCUCUUACGACUACUAGAUCUAAAGCAAUACACAAAUUGGAUUGUCCUGCAUUCGACUGGCCCCAGGCUCCCUUCCCGAGAUACAAGUAUCCUCUCGAUCAGAAUGAGCGAGAAAAUAAAAAAGAAGAUGAAAAAUGCCUUAAACAAGUUGCCGAUGCUAUUGAGAAAUACAAAAACAAAGGGAUCCCAGUUGCCGGUAUUGUUGUAGAGCCCAUACAGUCCGAAGGUGGCGACAACGAGGCGUCACCUUACUUCUUUCAAAAACUACAAAAGAUAUGCAAAAAGAAUGGAAUAGCGCUCCUUAUCGACGAAGUGCAGACCGGUUGCGGGCCGACGGGCAAGAUGUGGUGCUAUGAACACUUUGACCUACCCUCACCACCGGACGUGCUCACCUUCAGCAAGAAAAUGUUGACCGGAGGAUACUAUUUUAACGUCGAAACCAAACCAUCUCACCCAUACAGAAUAUACAACACAUGGAUGGGCGAUCCCGGCAAGUUAAUUUUGCUGGAAAAGGUCUUGCAAGUUAUUAAAAAUGAUAAUUUGCUUUCGGUUGUAAACGAAAGUGGAAAAGUUUUGAAAGAUGGUUUGCACCAACUGGAAAAUGAAUUUCCCAAUCUGAUCAAUUGUGUGCGAGGGCGAGGAACGUUCUUGGCCUUCAAUUCUCCUACGGCUGCAAUUCGAGAUAAGAUAAAUACAAAUUUAAAGAAAAAUGGUGUGCUUGGAGGUGUUUGUGGAGAUAACACUAUACGUCUAAGACCAGCACUUAUUUUCCAGAAGAAACACGCUAAUAUCUAUCUAGACAUUUUGCGAAAAACUCUAAAGGAAAUGUAAAAUAAUUAAAAAAAAAAUAAUGUCAUCAUUAUUCACAAUAUUGCGAUUUGUGAUUACUUCCAGUAUUAUUUUACAGCAAUAUUUUGUUAAGUAUUUAAGACUUUUAAAGAUAUUGAUUAAGUUUAUUUUGUCUUUUUUCAGUAAGAUGACCAUUUAUUAUAUUAAUCAUUAUAAGAUAAUUGUAAAAUCGCAUGCCUCAAAAAUGUCUUCCAAUGAUAAUGUGCAUAUUUAUAAAUAGAUAAUUAACUUUAAUCUUAGUUUAAUAAAAAAAAAUGCUUUUUAAA
Molecule: messenger RNA, 2077 nt
Organism: Melitaea cinxia (Glanville fritillary)
Lineage: Eukaryota; Metazoa; Arthropoda; Insecta; Lepidoptera; Nymphalidae
Gene: Gabat
Product: 4-aminobutyrate aminotransferase, mitochondrial
Exons: 9
Coding region: 165-1793 (542 amino acids)
Biological process (GO): GABA catabolic process
Cellular component (GO): mitochondrion
Molecular function (GO): pyridoxal phosphate binding
Source: RefSeq, a predicted model, not a curated record